Astyanax mexicanus (Mexican tetra) is the source of this 6635-nucleotide messenger RNA. RefSeq lists its product as uncharacterized. Lineage: Eukaryota; Metazoa; Chordata; Actinopteri; Characiformes; Acestrorhamphidae. Gene Ontology annotation, molecular function: RNA polymerase II cis-regulatory region sequence-specific DNA binding; DNA-binding transcription activator activity, RNA polymerase II-specific. Gene Ontology annotation, biological process: regulation of transcription by RNA polymerase II. Bases 159 to 3974 code for a protein of 1271 amino acids. The record is from RefSeq and is a predicted model, not a curated record. Gene Ontology annotation, cellular component: nucleus. The transcript has 2 exons.
AUAGCCGGCCCCUGUCCUCCCCCUAGCGGCCGCUAUAGCUGCUGUACUCCGGCACUAUAGGUGGCGGCAUGCGGGGUGGAGCGGGGAGAAGCGCUGCGUGGAUGUGUGAAGAAGAUGUAACAGAGGGGGGGUGAAGAGUGGGGCAUUUCAGUAAAAAUAUGGCGGAUUUACCACCCGACCCUGAUGAAGCAUCGGAGAAGCAGCCGGAGAACCAGACAGAGGACCAACACGGGCAGAGCGCGGCCGAGCCGCCCGCAGAUGAAGCCUCCGAGCCGGAGCCGGAGUGUAGCGGGGAGAGCGCGGCGGAUAUGCGGGCUGAGGAGCUCCAGAGCGGGUCAUCUCCUCCCCCAGCCUCCCCGCAGCCUGCAGCUAACAGAGACCCCGAAUCGCCUGCACAGAGAACCGCUGAGGAUCCUCCAGAGGAGCCUGCUGAACAACUCAAACAUACAACAGUUUCCAAACAGAGCCCAGCAGAUCUGGACUGGUCUGAGGAGGAGGAGGAGGAACCCAGGCAGACACCUCCCAGCAAAUUAUCCACACUAACCACAGAACCAGACCCCUGGCAAGAAAAAUCAGAGGACCAACAUGCAGAAGACUUCAGCUUGAAUGCUAAGCCUGAUGCAGAAAAGAAGCAGAGACUGGCACAAAAGGAGGAAGACUCAAAGAAUAUGAGCGUGGAAAUGGAAUGUGAAGAAGAUGAUGAUGAUGAUGAUGAGGAGGAGGAGGAGGAGGAGGAGGAAGAGGAUAAGGAGGUGGCAACAGAAAAAGACGUAGAAGAGGAGAGGGAAGAAGAAACUCCAGAAGAAGGAGGAGAACAUGAAGAAGGAGAUGAGAAAAAAGAAGGUGAAGGUGAGGAUAAGUGUCAUGACUCAGAUGAUGCAGUGAAGCAAAAGAAAGGCCACAUAGAAUGCCGUGACUGCGGCAAGACGUUCACACGCCGGGAGACGUACAACCUGCAUCGCCAUGUUCACAUGCAUCAGGAGGAGCAGGCCUCUCUGACCUGCAAAGACUGUGGCCUCACCUUUCAGCAUCGAAGCAGCCUCAUCAAGCAUCGCAGUGAACACCAACAGAACGGCGUUCCACCUCCAGCGCUGACCUCGCGAAGACGGGCACGCCGAAGAGAGUUCAAGGAAGAAAUGAGUAUUGAAUGUGACCAAUGCGGCGAGCGCUUCGCGUCAGUAAUCCGAUACCGGCUCCAUGCUUGUCAGCAAAGCCCGGAGAAGCUUUACCGUUGCCCGCUGUGCCGUAAAGAGUUCCAGUACAGAGUGUCCAUCAAUGCCCACAUGCAGAGCCAUUCGUUAGAUAGUCCCUACCGGUGCCUUGAGUGUAACAAAGGCUUUCAAUGCGCGGUGACCCUACACAUCCACCAGCGCUCCCAUGCUGCCCUCAAACCAUAUGAAUGCCCUGACUGUGGUAUGGUCUUCAGGCACCGCUCAUUCAUGGAGGACCAUCGCCGCAAACACACAGAAGAAAGACCUCACCAGUGCAAGAUGUGCCACAAAAGCUUCAAGUACAGCAGCCUUUUGCAACAGCAUCAGUACCUGCACACUGGUCAGAAGCCAUACCGGUGCUCCGAAUGUGGGAAGAGAUUUGCAUUUGCGCAAAACAUGCGUGCCCACUACCGCCAGCAUAAAAAGACACCAGACUUUGCGAGUACAGUGGCACAUACUGCAAAUCGUAAUGUGUCGCAGGUUGCAGGUUUAGGAACUGCAGGUAAAGAGAACACAAACCACGAGAUUGAGAAACAACGCAACUGUCCUCUGUGCCCUCGGCUGUUUUACAAAGCAGCCGACCUUAGGGAACACAUGCUAAUACAUGAGGUGGAAUAUGAAAACAUGAGCAAUGGUAAGAAAAACGAACCAGCCUAUGCCUGCCCGUACUGUCCACUUAAAUUCUUUGAGGAGUCUAUCUUGCAAUCCCAUGUGUCGACUCAUCAGGUUCAUCAAGGGCCUGCGCCUUUGAAGAGGGAGGUUCUCAGUGUUGCAAGGGAAGGUAGUAUAGAUAACAUGUCAGGAGGCGGAGGAGAAGGGGGAGACCAAACGGAGAAGAAGCCUCUGAAAUGUAAAGAAUGCGGAAAGUGCUUUCGUUACCGUUCAGUCUUAGAGCUUCACAUGCGCAUACACAACAAGGGUUACCAGUGCCACAUUUGCAAGAAGUCGUUCCGAUUCAGCAGCUACUUACAGCAGCAUUUAAUUAUUCAUUCUGGGAAGAAGCCAUACAAAUGCCCAGACUGUGGUAAGGACUUUGCUUUUCUUCAGAACAUGAAGACUCACCAGAGACUGCACCAACAGAAGCCUUUUCGCUGCAACCAGUGCCGCAAAGGCUACAGUGAUGAGAGUCAGCUGCAGCGCCACAUGCUUUCCCACACGGGUGAAAAGCCUCACAAGUGCCACCUCUGCGACAAGAGUUUUGGCUUAGCAUAUUUGCUUCGUGACCACCUCAACACCCACACUGGAGAGAGGCCUCAUCGAUGCCAAGAGUGCCAUAAAUCGUUCCCCUGGCUUAGCAGCCUCCUAGUCCAUCAGAAGAUACAUGCGCGGAAGCGUCAAGCUCUGAACCAGUCUUACUCUUCAUUGGUUGCUUCUAGGACAAGAGGCGUCGCAGGUCGGGCCAGGAGAAACGCCAGGUGGAUUUCAAGUUGGCCGAGAAUGGGAGAAGAUAUUGGAAGGACCAUGCCAAUGACUCAGGCCUCUUUUCCUGAUGAUGUAUUGCAGGGGUCAAUGCUGCCGAAUAUGAUCGGGCAACCAUCUGUCUCCGACCAACAGUCGUUACUACCCUGGCAGACUGAAAGCCAGGCUAGACCAGGUCACCUACAACAACAACAACAACAAUGGCAAAUACACAUUAAGCCUCAGCCACAGCAACAGCCUAAAUGGUCAUCUGAUGGACAGCAAAAUGACAUGAAGCAUCACUUCAUGUCAGGAGUCCAUUUAAAACCAAUCUUGCCAAAGCUUGCACAACCACAGAAUCCUACCUGGUCUGACCAAGCACAUGACAGUAACGGUCAAGAACAGACGCAGCAACAACAGCUUGCUGCAUGGGAAGGUUCAUCAACCUCAGCUCCAAAGUCACCAAGCAAUUCAGGUGAAUCUUCAGCGGAUCUGAGGGCACGUUCGCCAACGUCAAAGACUCCAAAGUCCCCUGACGCAACUCAAAACACUAAGGCUGAACUUCAAAGUCAAUCACCAAAAGAUAAAACUGCAAAUACUGAGUCUGAUAAAGCUACUAAAAGUGGAGAAGAUCAGGGGCCUCCAACAGACGAGGCUAGUAGCAAGCCUUGGAGCUUCAGAACUCCUCUAGAAAUGCCUAACCCUUUGAACCUACAAGAAAAACAGCAAAUGCAACUGGUCCUGCACCCACCACCUCCACCACAAAUGCAGCUCCUCCAACAGCCCUUGCAGCAGCUUCAGCAGGAACAGUUACAACAGUUCCUUCAGCAACACCAGUUUCAUCAAUCCCAGCAGCAACAGAAUCACAUUUCCUCUGCAUGGGACGGAGCUCCUCAGGCUAACCAGUUGGGAACGAUCAGUAUUCAGUUUGGGGGACCUCGUUUUGCUGCUCCUGGACAUGGAGGUGCAGUAUGGAACUUUCAGACUACUCCAGUUGUUUCACAAACCCUAAUCAAUGGACCAAUUCAGCAAGGGCCAGUGCAUUCGCAGCAAGUACCUGUAGUUUCGGGCCCUCCAAUCCUUGUAAACAAGAACCCUCCGUUCAUCUCUCCGCCACUGGCUCUGCCGUCUCCCCUCGCUUUGCCUGGUCCCCUCUCACUUCCAGGCCCAGCCCCAGGCAUCUUUUUCACUCCACAGGGUCUGCCUUCACCACAUUUAACGCAACGAACUGAAGCUCUCAAACCAGGCAGCCAGGUCCUGUUUGGCCCUGACCGGCGGUUUUGUUGCAUGGUCUGUGGAUGCACGUUACCAGGAGAACUAGAACUGCAAAUGCACUAUAUGCAACAUGCACAGGGAGAAAUCUGACUUUUUUAAAAUAAAGGACAUAAAAUGCAUGAGAAACUCAUGUAGUGUUCCCUUGCAUCCUUCACGUAUACGACUGUUGUGCGGCCAUUGUGGCGGCUGAAGAUGGAACACUUUUUUAUGCAUUUCUUUACAGUUCAUUCCAUUCCUGGUGUAUUCCUCAGUUCCUAAAGUGUUAGCUUGCAAUGUGGUAGUUACAACUCUUGAAGUAAGGGUGCUUUCACACCUGUAUCUGUAUCUCUGGUUAACUUGGUUUGAUUUGGUUUGUUCUGAUACAAAAAAUCACAUGAGGAAGGUGUCUCUCCUUACUGGUCAAAAACAUCUGAGUCGGAGAAAGGAAGUAAAUACAGGAAGAAGGUCCUGUGUUCCAGACCAGCUUGUAUUUCAGUGCAAUUUAGCCAGAAGCAACAGCAGACAUGCCAGUUGUCAAUAGCUGUAGUAAUUGUCUAGGUAACAAAUCAGGUUAAAAUGCACCUGAACAGCCAUCUAGCUGGUUGAAUUAAGAUCAGGUCACGUUCUCACAGAGUUUUAUUUGGGACCGAACUGAGACCACUGAACCGAAACCUCUCAAAGGUCUUGAUGUGGUUGUUUUUGUUUGUACUCUGUUACACCAGCUGAAACAAACCCCACCAAGGGUACAAAUAAACCAGAGUCUUUUUUAACCCGACCAAAUAGUGCUGGUGUGAACCCUAAAAUCCAGUAUUUAGUCAAUAGAUGAUGAGGGCGAUACAUUUGCCAACAUGAUCAGUAUGUUGCUAAGGCCAUAACAGCUCCAUAUACAGGGGUUGGACAAUGAAACUGAAACACUUGGUUUUAGACCACAAUCAUUUACUGUGGUGACGGACAGUUCUGGUGGAAACAGGAGAGUUGAGGUGCACAUUGAAUUUUGCCGUGAUUUGAUCAGCCGUGGUUUUAUGUUUUCUGGAUACAAUCUGGGUUAGCACCCGAACAUCCCUUUCAGACAGCUUCCUCUUACAGCGUCCACAGUUAAUCCUUUUGGAUGUGGUUGGUCGUUCUUGGUGGUAUGCUGACAUUACCCUGGAUACCGUGGCUCUUGAUGCAUCACAAAGACUUGCUGUCUUGGUCACAGAUGCUCCAGCAAGACGUGCACCAACAAUUUGUCCUCUUUUGAACUCUGGUAUGUCACCAUUAAUGUUGUGUGCAUUGCAAUAUUUUGAGCAAAACUGUGCUCUUACCCUGCUAAUUAAAACUUCACACUCUGAUCUUACUGGUGCAAUGUGCAAUUAAUAAAGAUUGGACACCAGGCUUUUCUAAUUUAGCCAUGAAACCUCCCACACUAAAAUGACAGGUGUUUCAGUUUCAUUGUCCAACCCCUGUCUGUAUAUGGUAUCUUCGCUGGACCUCCAUUUUUUAGUGUGUUGACAUGUAAUUCCAAGUACUGUUGAUUACAAAAUGCUGACCAUUUUUAAUAAGCUGUUGUUGAACGAAAGGAACAAGAAAUAGAAAAAAGAAAACAAAAAAAAAAACAAGUGAGCUGAGACAAUAGACUGGUUCAAGUGCUUAAGUGGAACUGAAAAGGAACUGAUUUCUUACCUUAAUGUGUUACACUUGGUAAAGCAUUUACACUCAAACCUUAUGUUUAUUAUUACCAAUAUUGGCUAGUUUUUGUGUAGUUUUUAAUAAUUUUAUUAUUCCAAAUGUAUGACAAUUUGGCUGAAUAUAUAUAAAUAUAUAUUUUUCUUUUCUUCUAUUUCAAUGCUUGUACAAACAUCCCUGUGUUGUGUGCACACAUUCUUAGACCAUGGACUGAGUGGUUAUCUUGGUCCUUUGUUUUCAUACAUUUCCUGUCUGUCUUAUGUCUGCUUUAGCAUUUUGUGUCUAAUCUCUGAAACACUGACCUAAGUUUAUUCUACGGCUGGGCGAUAAUUCAAUAUCGAUAUAUAUAUAUAUAUAUAUAUAUAUAUAUAUAUAUAUAUAUAUAUAUAUAUAUAUAUAUAUAUAUCGCAAAAGGAAAUGUUUCAAUAAAGGUGAUUUUGAUUUUUAAACACAUUUCCUAUAUUUCAAUAUACUUGAAGUAUAUUAACAAUAUAUUGCUAUGUUGGUUACUGUAUCCGUCACUGAUUUGACAUUGUCUAGCUACAUUAAUUGACAAAUUAAAUUUUACGAAGUCUGUUGUAAGCUUCCCCCCCCCCCCCCUUUUUUUUUGGUGGUUAUUUUUAAUGUUUAUCUGAAUAUCACAAUUCUCAAAUAUCAAAUCUACUGAAAAUCAAAACAAUUAUUAUGAUCUAUAUUUUGGCCAUAUCGUCCAGCUCUACUUCUUCAUACGUGUAAAAUCUGUGUUCAGUUUGUGUGAAAUUCACUCUUUGUUUAAUUCUUUCAAUGCAUUUGUAUGUUUCAACAGUGGUUCUCCAACCAGUCCUCAAUGAUCAUCAUACAGUCCAGAUCUUACCCCAGUUCAACUUGUAGCAUUGCAGGCAAUAAGGAAAAUUUCUGAUUUGGGGUUUCUGAUUGGGUAGAGGUGGAUAGAGAAACAAUUGGUCCCUGAGAACCAGUUUGAGAAGCACUGUUACACUACCAAACACUUUUACCAGAGGAAAAGAUUUUAGCACUUGGUUGUUAAAACAAUUGAAAUGCUUGAUUAUCUGUCUACCUCUGUCUGUUUGUUGUAGAUUUAGAUUCAAUAAAAUUGAGCUUGGAUUUGAA